AGGACGGACACAAUGUUUCGUGUAACUCUCCUGUUUGUGGCUGCUUUUUUGGCUGUAAAAGUGAAGUCGGAAAACUGCCAUUAUCAAUUUACAGUGCCCGAUUCCUCUGGUAUAAAAUGCAAUGGCGAAGACAGCUCCCAGAUGAAGUACUCCAUUGACCACAUCAAUUCCGAGCUGGUCAUCGCUGAACGGAGACAACAGGCAAUGUCCGAGGCCUUGUCAAGGGAAAUGUCAAAACUGGACACAGGAGUUGAAAGCAUAAGGAAUGUCAGCACAAGGUUCCGUAUGGAUCUACAAGAAAUUCAGACUAAAGUUUCUAGCAUGGCAGCACUGUCAGAGGAGGUGAAAGGGCUUCGAGACAUGGUUACAAAUUCUAAGGAGUCCUUGGAACCUAAAUUUUCUGCGUUGCAAGAGCAAAUGAUGGGAAUAGUGGAGAGAAUUCAGAACGAAUCUUCAAAACUUACUGACCACGCUCAGGCGAUGAUUUUAUCCCACACGACCCAACUUAUGCAUCAAGCGCAAAGUAUAAUAUCUUUAAAACGAGAGACGGACGACCUUAAGGUACAAAACGCUGGACAGGCGGAAAUACUUGCCUAUCUAAGUAAGCGGAUACAGGCUGAGGAAUCUGCCACGAACGCAGACCCACCCCUUCCCUCCCAAGUUCACAGCAUUAAAUCGUCCGUGAAUCUUCUGCGCUCGACCUUCACAAUGGGGUAUCGAAACAAUAAAAGGGAAAUUGAGACAUUAAAAAGACAGAUUGCUGCGAUGAGCGCCACUAAGCCGUCUGUUUCAGAGUCGCCACAAGAGGAGCUUGGAUCCCGAUAACAGACAAGAGGGAGUUCUGAUGGUACAUAUACAAAGAAGGAUGAACGGAAAAUCCGCUUUUGCAGAGAUAGAAAAAAAUAAUUGAUUGAUAAAUUUUAACAAUACAACCAAUAAAUACAUCAUAGUCAGAUAAACUUCUCUCUUUAUUUGCAUUGUCAAUAAAAACCAAACCUCUCUUUUCGUGGAAAGUUGACUUUUUGAAAAAAUGCUGGAAAUUUUCCAAAAAUUGUAUUUUCCGAAAUAUCAAUCUCUGGAUCAACGAAACUCUAUAUGAAUUCACAAUAAAGCCUUCUCUCGACAA
Mizuhopecten yessoensis (Yesso scallop) is the source of this 1126-nucleotide messenger RNA. RefSeq lists its product as uncharacterized. The record is from RefSeq and is a predicted model, not a curated record. The transcript has 2 exons. Bases 13 to 825 code for a protein of 270 amino acids. NCBI's taxonomy places the organism in Eukaryota, Metazoa, Mollusca, Bivalvia, Pectinida, Pectinidae.